AUGGACGUGGACGUGGACGUGGACGUGGACGUGGACGUGGACGGGGACGUGGACGUGGACGUGGACGUGGACGUGGACAUGGACGGGGACGUGGACGUGGACGUGGACAUGGACGUGGACGUGGACAUGGACGUGGACAUGGACGUGGACGUCGACAUGGACGUGGACGUGGACGUAGACGUGGACGUGGACAUGGACGUGGACGUGGACGUGGACGUGGACGUGGACGUGGACGUGAACGUGGACGUGGACGUGGACAUGGACGUGGACGUGGACGUGGACGUGGACAUGGACCCGGACGUGAACGUGGACGUGGACGUGGACCUGGACGUUGACGUGGACGUGGACGUGGACAUGGACAUGGACGUGGACAUGGACAUGGACAUGGACGUGGACGUGGACAUGGACGUGGACGUGGACGUGGACGUGGACAUGGACGUGGACGUGGACGUGGACAUGGACGUGGACAUGGACAUGGACGUGGACAUGGACGUGGACAUGGAUGUGGACGUGGACAUGGACAUGGACGUGGACAUGUACGUGGACAUGGACGUGGACAUGGACGUGGACAUGGACGUGGACGAAGACGUGGACAUGGACGUGGACGUGGACGUGGACGUGGACGUGGACAUGGACGUGGACAUGGACGUGGACAUGGACAUGGACGUGGACAUGGACGUGGACGUGGACAUGGACGUGGACGUGGACAUGGAUGUGGACAUGGACGUGGACGUGGACAUGGACGUGGACGUGGACGUGAACAUGGACGUGGACGUGGACGUGGACGUGGACGUGGACGUGGACGUGGAGGACUCGGACGUGGACAUGGACGUGGACGUGGACGUGGAGGACUUGGACGUGGACAUGGACGUAGACGUGGACGUGGACAUCGACGUGGACGUGGACGUGGAUGUGGACGUGGACGUGGACGUGGACAUGGACGUGGACGUGGACGUGGACGUGGACGACUUGGACGUGGACAUGGACGUGGACGUGGACGUGGACGUGGACGAAGACAUGGUCGUGGACGUGGACGUGGACGUGGACGUGGACGUGGACCUGGACGUGGACGUGGACGUGGACGUGGACGUGGACGUGGACGUGGACAUGGACAUGGACGUGGACGUGGACGUGGACGUGGACGUGGAUGUGGACGUGGACGUGGACGUGGACGUGGACUUGGACGUAGACAUGGACGUGGACAUGGACGUGGACGUGGAUGUGGACAUGGACGUGUACAUGGAUGUGGACGUGGACGUGGACGUGGACGUGGAGGACUUGGACGUGGACAUGGACGUGGACGUGGACGUGGUCGAGGACGUGGACGUGGACGUGGACGUCGACAUGGACGUGGACGUGGACGUGGCAGUGGACGUGGACGUGGACCUGGACAUGGACGUGGACGUGGACGUGGACGUAAACAUGGACAUGAUCGUGGACGUGGACGUGGACGUGGACGUGGACAUGGACGUGGACAUGGACGUGGACGUGGAAGUGGACGUGGACGUGGACGUGGACGUGGAAGUGGACGUGGACCUGGACAUGGACGUGGACGUGGACGUGGACGUGGACCUAGACGUGGACAUGGACGUGGACGUGGACGUGGACAUGGACGUGGACGUGGACGUGGACGUGGACAUGGACGUGGACGUGGACAUGGACGUGGACAUGGACGUGGACGUCGACAUGGACGUGGACGUGGACGUGGACAUGGACGUGGACGUGGACGUAGACGUGGACAUGGACGUGAUCGUGGACGUGGACGUGGACGUGAUCGUGGACGUAGACGUGGACAUGGAUGUGGACGUGGACGUGGACGUGGACGUGGACGUGGACGUCGACAUGGACGUGGACGUGGACGUGGACGUGGACGUGGACAUGGACGUGGACGUAGACGUGGACGUGGAGGUGGACGUGGACGUGGACGUGGACGUGGACGUGGACAUGAACGUGGACGUGGACGUGGACGUGGACGUGGACUUGGACGUGGACACGUGGACGUGGACACACAUGGUUGUGGACGUGGACGUGGAUGUGGACAUGGACGUAGACGUGGACGUGGACGUGGACAUGGACGUGGACGUUGACGUGGACGUGGACAUGGACGUGGACGUGGACGUGGACGUGGACAUGGACGUGGACGUGGACAUGGACGUGGACAUGGACGUGGACGUCGACAUGGACGUGGACGUGGACGUAGACGUGGACGUCGACAUGGACGUGGACGUGGACGUGGACAUGGACGUGGACGUGGACGUGGACAUGGACGUGAUCGUGGACGUGGACGUGGACGUGGACGUGAUCGUGGACGUGGACGUGGACAUGGACGUGGACGUGGACGUGGACAUGGACGUGGACGUGGACGUGGACAUGGACGUGGACGUGGACGUGGACUUGUACGUGGACGUGGACGUGGAUACACAUGGUUGUGGACGUGGACGUGGACGUGGACAUGGACGUAGACGUGGACGUGGACGUGGACGUGGACGUGGACCUGGACGUGGACGUGGACGUGGACAUGGACGUGGACGUGGACGUGGACGUAGACGUGGACGUGGACGUGGACGUGGACGUGGACGUGGACGUGGACGUGGACGUGGACGUGGACAUGGACGUGGACGUGGACGUGGACAUGGACGUGGACGUGGACGUGGACGUGGACGUGGACGUGGACGUGGACGUGGACGUGGACGUGGACGUGGACGUAGACAUGGACGUGGACCUGGACAUGGACAUGGACGUGGACUUAGACAUGGACGUGGACGUGGACGUGGACAUGGACGUGGACAUGGACGUGGACGUGGACGUGGACGUGGACGUGGACGAAGACAUGGACGUGGACGUGGACGUGGACGUGGACAUGGACAUGGACGUGGACGAAGACGUGGACAUGGACGUGGACGUGGACGUGGACGUGGACGUGGACGUGGACGUGGACAUGGACGUGGACGUGGACGUGGACGUCGACAUGGACGUGGACGUGGACGUGGACGUGGACGUAGACGUGGACGUGGACGUCGACAUGGACAUGGGCGUGGACGUGGACGUGGACGUGGACGUGGACGUGGACGUGGACGUGGAGGUGGACAUGGACAUGGACGUGGACGUGGACGUGGACAUGGACGUGGACGUGGACGUGGACGUGGACAUGGACGUGGACGUGGACGUGGGCGUGGACGUGGAGGACUUGGACGUGGACGUGGACGUGGACGUGGACAUGGACGUGGACGUGGACGUGGACGUCGACGUGGACGUGGACAUGGACGUGGACGUGGACGUGGAUACGUUGACGUGGACGUGGACGUGGACGAAGACAUCAUGGACGUGGACGUGGACGUGGACGUGGACGAAGACAUGGUUGUGGACGUGGACGUGGACGUGGACAUGGACGUAGACGUGGACGUGGACGUGGACGUGGACGUGGACGUGGACAUGGACGUGGACGUGGACGUGGACAUGGACGUGGACGUGGACGUGGACGUAGACGUGGACGUGGACGUGGACGUGGACGUGGACGUGGACGUGGACGUGGACAUGGACGUGGACGUGGACGUGGACAUGGACGUGGACGUGGACGUGGACGUGGACGUGGACGUGGACGUGGACGUGGACGUGGACGUGGACGUGGACGUAGACAUGGACGUGGACCUGGACAUGGACAUGGACGUGGACGUGGACGUGGACAUGGACGUGGACAUGGACGUGGACGUGGACGUGGACGUGGACGUGGACGUGGACGAAGACAUGGACGUGGACGUGGACGUGGACGUGGACAUGGACAUGGACGUGGACGAAGACGUGGACAUGGACGUGGACGUGGACGUGGACGUGGACGUGGACGUGGACGUGGACAUGGACGUGGACGUGGACGUGGACGUGGACGUGGACGUGGACGAAGACAUGGACGUGGACGUGGACGUGGACGUGGACAUGGACAUGGACGUGGACGAAGACGUGGACAUGGACGUGGACGUGGACGUGGACGUGGACGUGGACGUGGACGUGGACAUGGACGUGGACGUGGACGUGGACGUCGACAUGGACGUGGACGUGGACGUGGACGUGGACGUAGACGUGGACGUGGACGUCGACAUGGACAUGGGCGUGGACGUGGACGUGGACGUGGACGUGGACGUGGACGUGGACGUGGACGUGGAGGUGGACAUGGACAUGGACGUGGACGUGGACGUGGACAUGGACGUGGACGUGGACGUGGACGUGGACAUGGACGUGGACGUGGACGUGGGCAUGGACGUGGAGGACUUGGACGUGGACGUGGACGUGGACGUGGACGUGGACAUGGACGUGGACGUGGACGUGGACGUCGACGUGGACGUGGACAUGGACGUGGACGUGGACGUGGACGUGGACGUGGACGAAGACAUGGACGUGGACGUGGACGUGGACAUAGACGUGGACGUGGACGAAGACGUGGACAUGGACGUGGACGUGGACGUGGACGUGGACGUGGACGUGGACAUGGACGUGGACGUGGACGUCGACAUGGACGUGGACGUGGACGUGGACGUGGACGUGGACGUGGACAUGGACGUCGACAUGGACAUGGACGUGGACGUGGACGUGGAGGUGGACGUGGACAUGGACGUGGACGUGGACGUGGACGUGGAGGUGGACAUGGACAUGGACGUGGACGUGGACGUGGACGUGGACAUUUGCAUUUUAAGUUCUAAUACUGACCGACCUUGCCAAUGCACCAUUUUCUCUAUACAUGUGCGUUGA
This is a messenger RNA of Closterium sp. NIES-65, 4740 nucleotides long. Lineage: Eukaryota; Viridiplantae; Streptophyta; Zygnematophyceae; Desmidiales; Closteriaceae. The record is from the annotation of a GenBank genome assembly.